AUGGCUCGGCUCAAGGACUCGCGCUCACCAUCUCCUGCAGGAAGUCACACUGCGCGAAAACGGAAAGAUGACGAGCGUCGCGAUCGCGACCGCCGCGAUGGACCCCCUCCUCCUCGCGACUACAGACGGCGCUCUCGCAGCCCGGUAGACCGUCGCUAUCGUGACCAACGGGACCGCGACCGUGGCCGUGGCGGCGGUGGCCGAGAUCACGACUCAUAUCGCCGAAGAGAUCGCUCCACAGACCGUCGAGACGAUGAUUACUACCGUGGCCCACGCCGGGAUGUAGGCAACAAUCGCGACCGUCGUCGGUCUCGAUCACGCGACAGGGUUCAGGACAGAGCUCGCUCCACCGAUCGACGGAGAGACCGAAGCCGAGACCGAGACGGUAGAGACUACCGGAGCAGGCGAGAUGAUUCCCGCGAGCGCCCUCCCAGUCGUCGUGAGGGUACGGCUGAUUCAGGCUCCCGCCGUGGCGACGAUGGCCGCCUGCGUGCCCAGCGGAAACCGGAUGCCGCAACUCCAAAAGAUCUAGAGCCAGCUAAGUCCACACCGACCCAACCUCAGUCAGAGGCGGAUAAAAAGGCCGAGCGGCUUCGCAAGCUGCAGGCCAUGAAGGAAAAGCAUGCUCUGAAGGAAGCCAAAGAGGCUGAUGUUACUCCUGGAGCCACCCGGCGGCUUCUAGCUGAGAUGGACCAGAGAGCCACCGGCACAACUAGUCCCUCCGCUAAGCCGUCACCCGCCCCCUCGAGCCCGGCUGCAGUGUCGCCAGCUCCAGCAACCUCGGCUCCUUACGUCGGGAAGUUUGACCCCAAGGCACUCGCUAGGCACAAAGCCGCUCGAUCUCCGCCCCCAGCAAAGUUGGGCGAUGUGAAAUUUGUUACGGCCGGGGCGACUACCGUCGGCAUUAGAAGUGGUUAUCGUGGCCCGGAGAAGCCCGCUGGGCUGCUUCCAGCAAAUAGAGCGAUUAGUACUUUCGGGUUCCAGAAGACGACUGCUGAAACCCAGAAGCCGGCCAAGCGCAAGCUUGACAUGAACGACGAGCAGAUUAUCAAGCGCAAACUCGUCAAGCUUCCUAACUUUGCCCUGGAGAAUACCGACGACACCCCGUAUACCGGUGUCGAAGAAGACGCGGAUGAGGACCUUGACGUUCUGCUGGCUCAGAACGAAGCCGAUGCAGCAGAAGCUUACCGCAUCCUCCACGAGCGACGGGAGGAGCAAAUUCAAAAGGACAGCAUGGCGAUGGAUGUGGACGGAGAAAAGCACAUAGAAGAGGAAGAUAUCGUAGAGGAUGACAAAAUGGACGUCGACGGAGAGGUAGACCCGCUUGAUGCCUUCAUGGCCGGUCUAGAGCAGCCAGGGCCUGUUGGUGGCCUCAAUUCCAAGUCACUCAAGCGAGCGGGCCAGAAACAGGUUCCUACACCCGAGGCCUACUUCAGCGACGACGAAGAUUUCACCUACAAGGGCGAAGUCGCCGACGCAUCCUCCAUUCUUGCCUUGGCGGCUAAAAAGAAGAAGCGGGACAUACCCCUUCAUGACUACUCCAAGAUAAACCUCAACCCCAUACGAAAGAAUUUCUGGGUUGAGCCUUACGAGCUGGCCCAGAUGACCGAAGAGGAGGCAUCGGAGCUCAGACUCGAGUUGGACGGCAUCAAAGUCUCGGGCAAGGAUAUCCCCAAGCCUGUCCAGAAAUGGUCCCAAUGCGGCCUUACGCAACCAAUCCUGGAUACCAUCGAGGGACUCGGCUUCGAAAGGCCGACGCCGAUUCAGAUGCAGGCCUUGCCUGUCAUCAUGUCAGGUCGCGAUGUAAUCGGUGUUGCAAAGACUGGAUCUGGCAAGACGAUGGCGUUUGCCCUUCCUAUGCUCCGUCAUAUCAAGGACCAAGACCCGUUAGCUAACGAUGAUGGCCCCAUUGCUCUGAUAAUGGCGCCCACCCGAGAACUUUGCACCCAGAUCCACUCGGAUCUGCAGCCGUUUAUGAAGGCGUUGAAGCUUCGCGCGAUUGCUGCUUAUGGUGGUAAUGCCAUCAAAGACCAAAUUGCCGAGCUCAAGCGAGGCGCCGAAAUCAUCGUGGCCACUCCUGGGCGAUUGAUUGAUCUCCUCGCAGCUAAUGCGGGCCGCGUCACCAACCUCAAGCGCGUCUCUUACCUUGUUCUCGACGAGGCGGACCGUAUGUUCGACAUGGGCUUUGAGCCUCAGGUCAUGAAGAUCUGCAACAGCGUUCGGCCUGGUCGCCAAACAAUUCUGUUUUCGGCUACGAUGCCAAGGAUCAUUGAUGCCUUGACCAAAAAGGUUCUUCACGACGCUGUGGAAGUUACCGUGGGCGGCCGCAGUGUCGUAGCGCCUGAGAUUACGCAGUCUGUUGAGAUUGUGGACGAAAAAGACAAAUUUGUCCGCCUCCUUGAGCUUCUUGGCGAACUGUACGCCAAUGAUGAUGACGUACGCUCGCUGGUCUUUGUCGAGAGGCAAGAGAAGGCCGACGACGUUCUUCGCGAGCUUUUGCGGCGAGGCUAUGGAUGCAUGUCCCUCCACGGUGGAAAGGACCAGGAAGACCGGAACUCGACCAUUUCGGACUUCAAAAAAGGCGUCUGCCCCAUCCUAAUUGCGACGUCAGUUGCAGCUCGAGGCCUCGACGUCAGGCAACUAAAACUAGUUAUCAACUACGACGCUCCUAACCAUCUUGAAGAUUAUGUGCAUCGUGCCGGGCGCACCGGGCGUGCCGGAAACAUGGGCACGGCAAUCACCUUCAUAACGGAGGAUCAGGAGAACUGCGCCCCCGGCAUUGCCAAAGCGCUUGAACAAAGUGGCCAGCCUGUUCCCGAGCGGCUCAACGAAAUGCGCAAGGCUUGGAGGGAGAAGGUGAAGUCCGGAAAUGCCAAGGAUGCCAGCGGUUUUGGCGGCAAGGGCUUGGAGAGACUCGACAAGGAGCGAGAAGCUGCACGCUUGCGCGAGCGCAAAUCGCACAAGGCAGAGGGCGAAGAGGACGACUUUAAGGAAGACGAAGCGGAAGAGGACAAGAAGAAGGAGAAGGCUACGACGGCCGCCCUGUCGGCCGCUUCGGCCAUUAUCUCACGUGAUGCGGCCAAACAAGAAGCCGAGGCCAAGGCGACAUCCUCUGCUGAUGCCGAUCCCGCCAAGGGCCCAGUUAUCAAAAGCUCGGGUAUCAAGAUCUCGACUGCCAAGAUCGGCGCCGCUGCCCCGAGUGUAGCCAAGGGUGGUGCCCUGGAUAAGGCAGCGUCGGCCAUCAGCGAGAUCAACGCUCGUCUUGCCCGUGCCGGCCAGCUGCGCCCCGGCCAGCCGAUCGACAAUAAAGGUCCCGAUGCCGGCGCCUUCCAUGCGACGCUCGAGAUCAAUGAUUUCCCCCAGAAGGCUCGCUGGGCUGUCACUAACCGCACCAACGUGGCCAAGAUUCUCGAAGCCACCGGUACUUCGAUUACGACCAAGGGCACUUUCUAUCCUCCUGGAAAGGAGCCGCCUCCUGGUGGCGAGGCUAAGCUGUACAUCCUCAUCGAAGGAGACACGGAACUCGUGGUCAGCAACGCAUUAGCGGAACUCACGCGACUCCUCAAGGAAGGCACCAUCGCUGCUGCCGACGCCGAGAACCGCGCACCAGCCAGCGGCAGAUAUACGAUCACAUAA
Messenger RNA from Lasiosphaeria miniovina, 3636 nucleotides. RefSeq lists its product as uncharacterized. Gene Ontology annotation, molecular function: nucleic acid binding; ATP binding; RNA helicase activity. The coding region runs from base 1 to 3636 and encodes 1211 amino acids. The record is from RefSeq and is a predicted model, not a curated record. The transcript is spliced from 3 exons. NCBI's taxonomy places the organism in Eukaryota, Fungi, Ascomycota, Sordariomycetes, Sordariales, Lasiosphaeriaceae.